AAAAUGAUAGUCUGCAGCUCGAAAAGGGGAUAAAGUCGGAAAGGAAAAUAAAAAAAAAAAUUAAGUUAGCAAACAGUUUCAAACAAUUGCCUUUCCAGUUGAAAAGAAUGAAAAACGUUGAGACACAAAAAAAUGUGCCCAGAAAAAUUGACAGGAAUAUGAGACUUUUUCAAUAACCAUCUAAACAUCGGAAUUCUACAAAGGAUAAUUUCAUUGAUGACAGGUUAUUUUAUAAUGUUGAGCUACUCUACAACUUACUGAUAGAUGCAAGAUGACAGUUACACAAACUUAAACAUAAUAUUCGAACAAAAAUGCCAAAAUGAUUCAAAACAUAAAGAUAUCGACUUUUGUUAUCAAAAGGUCAUUGAAGAUGUUUUGCAUACUAACUGGAGUUGCUGUUAUAACUUGGUCAUUCUCAUAUACAAAACACUCAAGAAGUCAACUUGUCAACUUGAAUGUACUACCAGGAAAGUUAAAAGAAUUCAUUUAUCUCUUAGGUACACUAGGUAGAAGACUAAACGGGGCACUAGGUAGAAGACUUAGCGGGUCACAUUUGCUUUCACUCGACAUAGCAGACAAUCACGAUAUUCCAAUUAUUUUCAUUAUCACACCAACAUAUUACAGACUAGUUCAAAAAGCUGAACUUACACGUAUGGCAAACACCCUGCGACUGGUUAAACAAUUACACUGGAUUAUUGUAGAAGAUUUCGAAGUUAUUAAUUUAAAAACGCAGGAACUUUUUCAAUCAACUGGUUUAUCAUUUACCUAUUUUGCUCAAACAAAAAGAAACACGACAAAGAAUCACAUAAAAGGUGCUGAUCAGAGGAAUGCAGCUUUGGAUUUGAUAAUGGCCAAUCACAAUCCAAGUAUUCCGGCUGUGAUAUAUUUUGCUGAUGACGACAAUACGUAUAGUCUCGAAAUAUUUGAACAGAUGCGAUACACCAAAAAAUUAUCAAUGUGGCCUGUAGGGUUAUCAGGAGGAAGGACGUAUGAAACACCUAUUAUUAAAGAUGGAAAGGUAAUAAAAUUUUUAGCCUGGAAAUCUGAAACAAGAAAAUUUCCAAUUGACAUGGCUGGAUUUGCUUUGAAUGCAAAAGUGCUAUGGACAUACAACCCAAUGAGAUUUAGUACGGAUGCAGAUUCAGGGAUGCUGGAGACAAAACUUUUAGAAAAAUGUUGUGCUGUAGAAGAAAUUGAACCGCUUGCUGAUAAUUGUAGCAAGGUUUUAGUGUGGCAUACCAGAACGCAGAAACCUCAAGUCCGCAUUUUCGACAACUCCUUAGAAGUAUGAUGAGGAUGGUCAAAGUCUAAACCAUGAAAGUCUUAGAUUGCGAGAGACUUUAAUAGAAAACGAAUCAAAAUUUAAAAGUAAUUGCUUUGCCCAUAAUUUUCAUAUUCUUAUUCGGAAAGCUACGCUGGCAAUAGAAAAAAAAUAUGUUAGUUUGUGAAAGUUUUUUUUUGUUAAUUGGCAAACAGUUGUAUCAUUUGUCAAUAAACAUUGUAUAUUUUGCAGUUAAGCUAUAUAAAAGACACGAUAUACAACAGGCUGAUAAAAAAAAACAGUCGACAGUGAAAAUAAUCAGUCGUGGUGGCAAUACAAUUACAACUAGUAGGUCUUCUUUCCUUGUUAAAGGUUGUGGACUUUAUAACUUUAUUUUUCAAAGUGGACAUAUUAUCAAAUAUGAACGAUUUUAAUCAAAAGAUGAAGAAAAAAACUGGUUCUUUACACGAACUGAAGCUCACACAUACCAUGUGGAAAACUAACAUUAACCUGCAUUUUAAUUGACGAAUGGGGACUGUAUACCGGUAUUUAUGCUCAUUUUCUGUUUGUUGUUAUCCAAAUGUUGUUGAUGUUUUGUAUUUUACUGAUUUGCAUUAUUGCAUU
Molecule: messenger RNA, 1885 nt
Organism: Mytilus californianus (California mussel)
Lineage: Eukaryota; Metazoa; Mollusca; Bivalvia; Mytilida; Mytilidae
Product: galactosylgalactosylxylosylprotein 3-beta-glucuronosyltransferase 2-like
Exons: 6
Coding region: 320-1291 (323 amino acids)
Biological process (GO): carbohydrate metabolic process; chondroitin sulfate proteoglycan biosynthetic process
Cellular component (GO): Golgi membrane
Molecular function (GO): galactosylgalactosylxylosylprotein 3-beta-glucuronosyltransferase activity
Source: RefSeq, a predicted model, not a curated record